Messenger RNA from Synchytrium microbalum, 984 nucleotides. RefSeq lists its product as uncharacterized. The transcript is spliced from 7 exons. The coding region runs from base 1 to 984 and encodes 327 amino acids. The record is from RefSeq and is a predicted model, not a curated record. Lineage: Eukaryota; Fungi; Chytridiomycota; Chytridiomycetes; Synchytriales; Synchytriaceae.
AUGAAACUUACAGUCGCUUCUGUACUGGCUCUCGCUGCAGCUGCAGUACCGUUUGUUGCUGCUGAUACUUGUUUUGGAAACAAUACUUUGUGUGGUUCUGGUGGUGUUGGCAAAGAAAUAACUCUCAUCGACAUGCAAAACUGGUGCUUCUUCUUGCCACCCAAGACUGGCGUCCUUGAAACCGUCAAUGCCGCUGAAGGAUGUUGUGAUUCAUCUUGGUGUGGUCGUGGAAAGAACUGUGUCGCUUCGACCGACGCUGUAUCAUUCUGUACGAAAGCCGGAUUGACAAAUGGUGCUGGUGCCUUUGUUGAUGGAAUGUGGACUAGUGCACACAUAGUUCGCGAUAUUCCAAACGGCAAAAUCCAAAUAACGGGUACAUACAAUCAGCAGCUUAUGGCUUCUCUCAACUGGAUCGGUGCCAACGACGAUGGUGGACAAUUUGAUUUGACUGGAACAAAUCAAUACAAGGUCAACUCUCCACCUUCUGGCAAGCCAGUUGCUCCAUAUACCGAAUAUAUUGGGUUGAUUGGAAGCGGUGUCUUCUGUAUGCAACUAUGCUCAACACCUUAUGGAUGCAACUCUGACAACGAUUACACUGGUUGUACCAUCGCUGUACCAGGAGACUACAGUACUGCCGGAUUCACAGAAGCCAACGGAACAAUCUACCGCCAAAACUCACCGUCUCCUAACGCCACAACCAAAGCCCCACCAUCGCUAGUCCCAGCCCCGUUGAUCUCCUCCAUAAAAGCAGUUGCAUCGCCAGGAUCCACCAACAUUUUCUACGCUCCAUCACCAUUGCCAUCAGCACCCGUAGCUAGCAAAGCAGCUGCCUCUGCUAGUGCUACAGCGAACCCCGUAGCAAACACCCCAGCACAAUCAAUUACCCCCAAACUUGGAUCUACGAGUGAUGGUGCCAAUGUAGUUGCUACUAUCUUCACAUCAGUACUUGCAAUUGGAAUUGCUUCAGCUGUUGCCUUGUUGUAA